AUGCAUGCGGUUGGCUUCACGUUGAAACCUGCGCAAACGAUUCUUUUGACCUGCCUAACUACACUGCCUUUCCUUGCUCUGGAUGAUCCUUGCGUUCGCCGUGUCAACGCUGUCUAUUUCUCACCAAGGUUAUGUUCGGAUAUGGGACCCUGUGACGUGAAUUGUUCUUCAGCUCGUCCUGCUUUCCCGUUGGAUUGCCUGCUGUUGGAUGAGAAACUGUACGACUUGAUCAUCUUUCUUCGGAACUAUUCUUGGAUAUAUACCUUUCGUUGGGUGACCAGGGAACACGUCAGUGGAGGCCUACCUCAUUACGUUCACCCGUCGCUCGAGCAUCUACCCGAAUUAUGGGCCACCGCCUUGGCGCAGGCAUCCCUACAGGACUUGAAACUUUUGGUAUCCGGUUCUACCACGAAUCAUCUCUGGCCAGAGGAGCUUGCUGCGUUCGCCAAAUCCUGUGUACAGUACACCCUGUUUCUUGCGGAGGCCAUUCGAUUGCCACCGGAAUGUAUCCCUUCCACCAAUCACCAUCGUCUGCUCCUUAACUCAACGUCAAAAUGUGUCGACUUCAUUUCACAAUUGGAGGUGGACGAGAUGUGUGUGCGAAUGAACCCGAAAAAAUCGCACGAAGUACGAAGGAUGGUCAGUUUCUUGGACCAUGUGUUGUCGAUCACUGGUGACGUUGGGACGACGUCAAGGACAGUUCCUGAUAGGCUGAAAGAAGCCCCUCCAUACUUGAUUGGAGAUUCAGAUUUACUGAAUUGUGGAGCCUCCAAAAGAGUGCAGAUAUCUAAUGGUAGUGUUGCACCCGGAAUUCGGUUCCUUGUUGAUAUUGGCUCGGGUCUGGGCCACUUACCCAAUGCAGUGGCACUCAAGCUCCUCUCCAAAAUGACCAAGGAAUACAAUUCCGACCUUCGCGGCGUCGUUGCAGUCGAAUGUGAUACCAAGCUGCAUGACAAGGCAAUGUCACAGCUGAGUCAGCCUUCUGUCUCGAAUGACAAUGGAUUGUCUGGGCUUGUUCGGCGGCUCCUUUUUCGAGUUGAAUCGUCGAACGUGGACAGUUUUCAAUUGAGACUGCGUGAACACCUCAAUCGUUUCCCUGUGCUCCGUCACACGAACUUUGAAGAUUGUGAUACGAGUUACUUAAUUUCCGGACUUCACUGUUGUGGCGAUCUGAGUGAAGCGAUUGUUCGGCUUUUCAUCCAGGAUGCGUCAGCGCAGAUGUUGGUUCUAGUCGGAUGCUGUUACCACAAGAUGAGUCUUCGUCGUUUUCCUUGGAGUGAUGUUGUCCAGAGGCUGUUCAUCCAGUCCACUGUGACAGAGGAAUUCAAUACGGAAGCCACAUUCCGACUGGCCUGUCAAUGGUCUCCUACGACUUGGUUACAAUGGACUGCACAUGAUUCCAACGUGCAUCGUAUUCGUUUCCUAUAUCGAACAAUGUUCACUUGCGUCGUAUCACUUAUAGCACGAACACUACCCACCUCGGACAGUUGCUCUCGUCGCCAUUAUCGUUUCGAUCCAACCAAGGAUACUACUGAGCUUAGCUCCCUAUUGACGGGCACCGAAUUUGUGUCCUUCAAUCUUGUCUAUCCUGUUCUCGUGGAUCAGUUGCGCCGGAACUUGAAUUUGCCUUCAUUACCAGAAGAGUUUAGUGCAUUAUCUAAUUCUUUUGAGCGUUUGUGGACUUUAACUCCUGGCAUUCUGGCACUUCAGCAGAUAAUACAACCCUUAUUAGAAAUGUUUAUCCUUGCUGACCGUUUGUGGUACAUUCGUCAAUCGGUACCCCUCAAAUUCUCUGGUUUCAUACGCCUUUUUCGGUCCGACAUUUCACCAAGAUGCAUGGCACUGGUUGCCAGUAAAUAACUCCG
This is a messenger RNA of Opisthorchis viverrini, 1865 nucleotides long. RefSeq lists its product as hypothetical. NCBI's taxonomy places the organism in Eukaryota, Metazoa, Platyhelminthes, Trematoda, Opisthorchiida, Opisthorchiidae. The coding region runs from base 1 to 1860 and encodes 619 amino acids. The transcript is spliced from 8 exons. The record is from RefSeq and is a predicted model, not a curated record.